This is a messenger RNA of Wyeomyia smithii (pitcher-plant mosquito), 4266 nucleotides long. It is a transcript of the gene glu, whose product is annotated as structural maintenance of chromosomes protein 4. Bases 169 to 4131 code for a protein of 1320 amino acids. Gene Ontology annotation, cellular component: chromosome. The transcript has 5 exons. Gene Ontology annotation, molecular function: ATP binding; protein binding; ATP hydrolysis activity. NCBI's taxonomy places the organism in Eukaryota, Metazoa, Arthropoda, Insecta, Diptera, Culicidae. Gene Ontology annotation, biological process: mitotic chromosome condensation. The record is from RefSeq and is a predicted model, not a curated record.
AAUGUCAAAAAAGUGAAGCUGUUGUGCAUUCUGCUUUCACUAUACUUCGUUCGUUUGUUAGCGAUACUUUGGUGAAGAAUGUUUUGCUUGUUGAAUUGAUAGCUGUAUCAGUAAAAUUAGUGUAGCUAAUUAAAAAAAAAAAACAAAAACUUGCUUAACAUAUAAAACAUGAGUAAAAACAAACGCCGUUCGGGUGGCCCUUCCCCUAAAAUUGCUCGGCAAGCAGCGCCUCCGGUUGCAGAACCGAUGGAAGUGGACGUUGAAGAUGACGCUAAUCUUUCGGAGGACGAAGAAGGUGGAACUCGUGUCGGAGGUAUAUACAUUCCACCACCUGUGCCACCAUACUGUUCCACGGAGUGCAAGGGUCCUCGGCUGAUAAUAACCAAUAUUUCGAACUAUAAUUUCAAAAGCUAUGCGGGGCACGUAAUGUUGGGCCCAUUUCAUCAACGUUUCUCUGCUAUUAUUGGACCGAAUGGUAGCGGUAAAAGCAACGUAAUUGAUUCUAUGCUUUUUGUUUUUGGUUAUCGCGCCCAGAAAAUUCGAUCUAAAAAGCUAUCUGUGCUAUUACAUAGUUCUUCAAAGCAUCCUAAUACAAACAGUUGCACCGUGGGGGUUCACUUCCAACAGAUUUUGGACCGAGAUGAUGGGUCGUUCGAGGUUGUGCCGAAUUCGGAGUUCGUCGUAGCGAGAACUGCAUCCCGUGAUAAUUCAUCCUUUUACACAAUAGAUAACAAGCGUGUGCACUUCCGUGAGGUUUCAAAAUUAUUGAAACAACAUGGAAUCGAUUUAGAUCAUAAUCGUUUCCUGAUCCUGCAAGGUGAAGUAGAAUCGAUUUCAAUGAUGAAACCGAAAGCUUUAACGGAAGCAGAUUGCGGUUUGCUGGAAUAUUUGGAAGAUAUUGUUGGGACUACACGGUAUAAGCAGCCUCUGGUUAAAAUUAACGAACGCGUUGAAUCGUUGAAUGAAGAGCGAACUGAAAAACAUAAUCGGUGUAAAUUGGCCGAGAGAGAAAUGAAAGACCUGGAGAAGCCGAUGACGGAAGCUGUUGAGUACUUGAAGCUGGAAAACGCACUCACAAGAACAAAAAACCAACAGAUCCAAAAGUAUCUUAGCGACCAGCGAAAAAAGAUUGCAGAGCUAGACGGUGAACGUGAGCAAGCUAACGAUAUUUUAAAAAAACAUGACGAUACGUAUGAGGCUCUGAAGAAAGAACGAAUAGAAAAAGAAAAUUUGGUUAAAGAGGAAAUUAAACAAUAUGAAGGUUUAGUAAAACAAAAAGAAGACAAGGAAUCAAGCCUGAAAGCUUCUUUAGAUAAAUACACCAAGAUUCAGGCCAACAUGAAGGCAACGAAUGAACGUCGGAAAAAGACAAAAAAUCAAAUUGAAACAGAGAAAACCAAGUUAAAUGAACUUAAACAAAUUCCGGAGAAAAAUGCCAAAGAAAUUACCGAAUCAGAGAAGAAAAUUGAAUCAUUGACCAGGCAGAAAACGGACAUCGAAGCGAAACUCGCUGAAAACUUAGUUACGCUAAAGGAUGAGACAAAAGGUUUGCUGGAUGAAAAAGAAAAACUUCAAACGGAACUGGUUGACCUUAAACGAGUUGUUGACGAAAGCAAAUCGGCCUUAUCCUUGGCAGAAUCCGAACUCAAAAUUUGUCAGCAUAACGAGACAACCGAAAAGCGAAAGCUAGAAACAUUAAAAUAUUCAUAUGAAGAUUCAAACAAAUCUCACGAGGAAAAACGCGUCCGUUUGCAGGAACUGGAACAAGGUUUGCCACAGCUGCGAGUCGAUCUACAAACGGCUCAAGGUAAACUACAGGAAAAUGUGACAGAAGAAAAAGAAUUGCGCCAGCAGUUACGUACGGUGCAGGCUAAAUUGCAGGAAUCGAUGCAGGCAAUGCAGGCAACCCGUUCGCAGGGCAAAGUGCUGGAUGCUUUGAUGAAACAAAAAGCAGAGGGCCGUAUUCCUGGUAUUCUUGGUCGACUGGGUAACCUGGGCGGUAUCGAUACCAAGUAUGAUGUAGCCAUUUCAACCUGCUGCGGACAGCUGGAUUUCAUUGUCGUUGAGAAGGUUAAUGACGCUCAGGCUUGCAUAGAUUUUCUCAAAAAGCACGACAUAGGUCGCGCAUCCUUCAUUGCGUUGGAAAAGAUUCAACAGUACGAGCAGUAUUGCCAUAAUCGGAUUCAAACACCUGAAAACGUACCGCGUUUGUUUGACUUAGUUCGCGUCGAGGACGAACGCGUCCUGCCUGCGUUUUAUUUCGCUCUUCGGGAUACUCUGGUUGCAGAUAAUCUCGACCAGGGCCAACGCAUUGCUUAUGGUGCGAAGCGCUAUCGGGUAGUGACCCUCAAUGGUGAUGUCAUAGAAACGUCCGGCACAAUGUCUGGAGGUGGUCGGUCAAUGCAACGUGGCCGCAUGGGCACCAAAGUGCAGACAAAAACAUCCGCUUCUGACACACCGAAGUCAAACAAAGAAGUUGAACAACUUCAGGUGAAAGCGGAAGAAAUUCAAUCACAAAUCAACUUUCUUCAGGAACAGCAAGGUACACUAGAGCACGAUAUUCAGAAACUUACGGCUCAACUCAAAAAUCAGGAGAACGAGAUCAAACGGUUACGGAUGGAUGUGACCAGUCUGGCAGAACAGUUACCGCGCCUGAAAGAACAGGUCGAACGGCAGGAGGCUCGUGUCGCCCAAACUCACUCUGACCCAGAAAAGGUGCGAGAUCUUGAAGCAAAGGUGAAACAAUGUAAAGAUGCUCACAAAACCUCAAGUGAUGCUGCAAACUCUAUCCAGAAAAAAGUGGACUUGGUAACUGCUAGAAUAACAGAUAUCACCAAUAGCAAGGUCAAAGACCUGCAAACCAAGAUUACCAACUUGACGAAGCAAAUCGAUAAAUUGACGACAAAUAUUUCCAAGCUGACGGUAGAAAUUAAAACGUCGGAGCGCAAUGUGAAAAAGACGGAGGACAAAAUCCAAAGCAUGGAAGAAGAAGUAAUCGCAGCAGAAACUGCUAUACGCCAGGGUAACGAAGAGCGGGAGAAAUCGGAAGAGUGGUCUACGCAAUUGAAGCAGCAAAUCGACGAACUGCGGGUGGAAAUCGAAAAAGCCCACGAGGGAUCCUCUAGUAUUAAGAAAGAGAUUGUUGCGAUACAGAAAAAAGAAUCCGAAGGCAAAAUGAAACGGCUAGAGUUUGAGCAGAUAGUGCAGUCAAUCGAGAAGAAGUUAAACGAAGCUAAGGAUACCAUUCCGCACUGGAAAAAUAAGUUGAAACCGCUUAAACUUCACGAGAUUCCAGGAGAACCUGUUCCGGAACCACUAAAGGAAUAUUCUGAAGAAGAAUUAGACGGUUACAAGCUCACUGAUCUGCAGUAUCAACUUUCCCUUCAGGAUGAAAAGCUUAACUCUAGCAAGCCAAACCUCUCGGUUAUCGAUGAGUUUCUUAAAAAACAGGAAGCAUAUUUGCAUCGCGUUGCCAUUCUAGAAGAAAUUACGGCCAAGCGAAACGAGAUGCGUCAGCUGUACGACGACGUGAGGAAAAAGCGAUUCACGGAGUUCAUGCAGGGUUUCCACAUCAUAACCAAGAAACUAAAAGAAAUGUACCAGAUGAUCACGCUGGGGGGUGAUGCAGAGCUCGAACUGGUCGAUUCGAUGGAUCCUUUCAAUGAAGGUAUCGUGUUUAGUGUGCGGCCGCCGAAAAAAUCGUGGAAAAUGAUCUCAAAUCUGUCCGGAGGAGAAAAGACACUUUCCUCACUGGCUUUAGUGUUUGCUCUGCAUUACUACAAACCUUCUCCGCUGUACGUGAUGGACGAAAUCGAUGCUGCGCUCGAUUUCAAAAAUGUGUCCAUUGUGGCUCAUUACAUUAAGGAGCGAACGAAAAAUGCCCAGUUCAUCAUCAUUUCGCUACGGUCAAAUAUGUUCGAACUGUCGGACUAUCUGGUUGGCAUUUACAAGGUAACGGACUGUACUAAUUCGGUAACGAUCAAGAAUGAUCCGCCGAAAUUUCUUCAUUCCGCUUCGCAACAGCAGCAUCAGACGUUUUCGUUCAACCCCAAUUUAAGCCUGCAAUCGGAUCCUGGGGCAGAGCAGGCUGUCGGUGAAAAAUCUAUGGAGGUUUCGGUCGAUGCCAAUUAAAAAAGUAUGAAGUGAAUGUAUUCAUUUGUGUGUAUUUAAUUUUCAUUUUGCUUAUUGACUACAACAUAUUAUUAUAGCUGUAAAGUUAAAUGUUCACAUAUCUUUGACAAUAAGUACUUUUUGUAUGACGAAUAA